Molecule: messenger RNA, 1467 nt
Organism: Chionomys nivalis (European snow vole)
Lineage: Eukaryota; Metazoa; Chordata; Mammalia; Rodentia; Cricetidae
Gene: F10
Product: coagulation factor X
Exons: 8
Coding region: 28-1467 (479 amino acids)
Biological process (GO): blood coagulation; proteolysis
Cellular component (GO): extracellular region
Molecular function (GO): calcium ion binding; serine-type endopeptidase activity
Source: RefSeq, a predicted model, not a curated record
CCAGCAGCUGCUGUCCUUGACCACACCAUGGGGAGCCCGCUGAGACUCAGCCUGCUCUAUGUUGCCCUGGCCAGCCUCCUGUCACCUGGAAGAAGCUUGUUUAUUAACCGGGAACGCGCCAACAAUGUCCUGACGAGGAUUCCAAGGGCAAACUCAUUUUUUGAAGAGAUGAAGAAGGGCAAUCUGGAAAGAGAAUGUAUGGAAGAAGUAUGUUCUUAUGAAGAGGCUCGCGAAGUCUUCGAGGAUACUCAAAAGACGAAUGAAUUCUGGAACAAAUACAAAGAUGGUGACCAGUGCGAAACCAAGCCUUGCCAGAAUCAGGGCAAGUGUCGCGACGGCCUUGGCGAGUACACGUGCACCUGCGUGGAGGGAUACGAAGGCAAAAACUGUGAAUUCUUUGUUCGGAAACUCUGCAGCCUAGACAACGGAGACUGUGACCAGUUCUGCAGGGAAGAGCAGAGCACAGUGGUGUGCUCCUGCGCCAGCGGUUACUUCCUGGGUGAUGACGGCAAGUCCUGCAUCUCCACAGUACCCUUCCCCUGUGGGAAAACCACCAUAGCACGUAGGAAGAGGUCCUUGGACCAGAGCACCAACCACAGUGAGCCUUUCCCUGAAGACCUCCUGAACUUAGAAUUGUCACCUACGGAGAAUCCUUCCAAACUGCUCAACCUCAACCAGACACAACCGGAAAAGGACAGCUCAAGCGUUAUUCGGAUUGUGGGUGGCCGAGCAUGCAAAGACGGGGAGUGUCCCUGGCAGGCUCUGCUCAUCAACGAUGACAAUGAGGGCUUCUGUGGGGGCACCAUCUUGAAUGAGUUCUACAUCCUCACGGCGGCCCACUGUCUGCACCAAGCCAAGCGAUUCAGGGUGAGGGUAGGGGAUCGGAACACAGAGAAGGAGGAAGGCAAUGAGAUGGUGCAUGAGGUGGAUGUGAUCAUAAAGCACAACAAGUUCGUGAGGGAGACCUAUGACUUUGACAUCGCAGUGCUCAAGCUGAAGACUCCCAUCACGUUCCGCAUGAAUGUGGCCCCUGCCUGCCUGCCUCAGAAGGACUGGGCUGAGGCCACACUGAUGACGCAGAAGUCGGGCAUCGUGAGUGGGUUUGGACGCACGCAUGAGAAGGGCCGCCAGUCAAACAUCUUGAAGAUGCUGGAGGUGCCCUAUGUGGAUCGCAACACCUGCAAGCUCUCCAGCAGCUUCACCAUCACACAGAACAUGUUCUGUGCUGGCUAUGAUGCCAAACUGGAGGAUGCCUGCCAGGGGGACAGCGGUGGCCCCCAUGUCACCGAGUACAAAGGCACCCACUUCGUGACUGGCAUAGUCAGCUGGGGAGAAGGGUGUGCAAGGAAAGGGAAGUAUGGGAUCUACACGAAGGUCACAGCCUUCCUCAGGUGGAUCGAGAAGUCCAUGAAAGCCAGGGUGGUGCCCACAUCUGAGACCCCAACGUCAACAAGUCCUCCCCAUUAA